AAUUCUUCCAUCUGUGUAAAUAGCUUAGCGUUGUUUAAAAUUUUUACUCGCGAAGUAUUUACAUCGAAACAAGAUUUUAUUGAUAAAUUAAGAGACGUAAUUAAAAUGAACAUUGUUAUCAAACUAUUGUUUUGUAUGAUUAUUUUUACAGAAAUCAACGCUGUUAAAAAAAAUGAUAAGAUAUCGAAGCGGAUAAUUCAAAAACUAAACCGUAUUAGGUCAUUUGCACAAUUUAUAGAAGAGUUUGAUAUCGAGCCACCAAAAAGAUCGUUUGAGAGUAUCAUGAUGGAAUCAAAUUAUCCAGAAUCAAGAGAGAGUUAUAUGUUGGGGGGAUUAAACGCAGCUAAUGACUCACCAUCGUGUCAACUCAUGCAAAAGUUUGAACAGAUUUCGAAAUCGAAAACUGAUUCUUUCAUAUUCUUUCCUUCUUGUAUUAAAGUCAACCGGUGUAGUGGUUGCUGCAAUACUGACGUAAUGGAAUGCGUCGCACUAACAAACUCAUCUCACGUUUGACGUUUGACGUUUACAAAGUACCAACUAAUGGCCGCCCUUACUUAUACCGAGUUAGCUACUUUAAUGACGAAUCGUGUGGUUGUCAGUGUAAAAUAAAGAAAGAGAAUUGUUUACCAAAACAAAUCUAUGAUGAAGGAAACUGUGAAUGCAUAUGCGAUUCAAAGCCUAAAGCUUGUCCAAGUAAACAGCAGUGGUCAGACAUUACCUGUGAUUGCACUUGCAAAGAAGUCAAAUCUUGCAGCGGAGGAAACUUUUGGAACGACAUUACCUGUCAGUGUGAAAAAAAAAUUAAAAUAAAAAAAUAAAACACAUAUAUAAGUA
Messenger RNA from Hydra vulgaris (swiftwater hydra), 834 nucleotides. RefSeq names its product vascular endothelial growth factor A. The record is from RefSeq and is a predicted model, not a curated record. Gene Ontology annotation, biological process: positive regulation of protein autophosphorylation; positive regulation of cell population proliferation. NCBI's taxonomy places the organism in Eukaryota, Metazoa, Cnidaria, Hydrozoa, Anthoathecata, Hydridae. Gene Ontology annotation, cellular component: membrane. Gene Ontology annotation, molecular function: growth factor receptor binding; growth factor activity.